AUCUGUGUCGGAAUCAACAAAUUGGAUUCAACAACGCUUACUACACGGACGUACUAUUGCAUCUGACAUAUUAGUUUCCAAUCACUCUCGGACACAACAAAAUGACAGCCUUUGUCAUGUGUAAGUUUUUCUCUGUUGUAUCUCUACUACUCCAAAUACACUCUUACACCUGUUCUCGGUGUGAAAAAACCCAACUUGUGCCCUUAGCUGACUUUGACAAUUUAUUCGUGAACGAGCACGUGUUGUGGAAUGACCAAAUGGACAGCGUAGCGGAGUGUAUCAGUCGCUGUUUCCAAGAUACUCGCUGUCGAAGUGUGCAGGUACACGGGAUCACGAGCGGGUGUACGGGUCAUGCUACAAGCUUUGCUAGUCCUACCAAGAUAUACCCUCCGGCCACUGCUCUAGAAGGUUCCAGACUCUUCCUACUGCCAAGAGCCUCCCACUUCAUAGGUAGUGCUUGUGCCAGUGAUGGUGACUGUCAUGUGGCGACCUCUGUGUGCAAUGAUGGAGUCUGCACCUGUCAGAUUGGGUACUGGUUUUCCGCCUCACAACAGGCCUGUGUCACUGAAUGUUCUUCUUUGGGGCUUGGUCUCGUUCGUUACGAUGGACACGUCAUCUUUGGAUAUGAUAUGACUGUCCAUCUGAUGGAAGAAACGUCUUGCCAACACCUCUGCAACGGCACCUGCUCCAGCUUGGACUACGACGAAAAAAGAUCUCGUUGUUAUAUUAAUAACGGCACAUACCUCUCAGUGGACGUCGCAUCUCGGGGUGAAGAGGAUAAAUGGGUGUACUACCAACGUAACUGUGCUCAAUAGACAAAGGACAAAAAAGCACACUACCAGAAUAUCUGGAUCAUAUGCUGUCAGUGGACAUUAUCUAGGUGGAUGGGUAUUUACGUAUGUAUUUAUACGAGGAUUUAUACGAUAUUUAAGG
Molecule: messenger RNA, 933 nt
Organism: Haliotis rufescens (red abalone)
Lineage: Eukaryota; Metazoa; Mollusca; Gastropoda; Lepetellida; Haliotidae
Exons: 3
Coding region: 102-815 (237 amino acids)
Source: RefSeq, a predicted model, not a curated record